Molecule: messenger RNA, 1177 nt
Organism: Daucus carota subsp. sativus
Lineage: Eukaryota; Viridiplantae; Streptophyta; Magnoliopsida; Apiales; Apiaceae
Exons: 2
Coding region: 60-902 (280 amino acids)
Source: RefSeq, a predicted model, not a curated record
ACUCUCUGGUUCUUACAAAGCUACCUAGUCUCCAAAUACUUUUAUUAGCUUCAAACAAAAUGGUUAACGUGAAGGAAUUAUGCUGGAUUGUGCUGCCUCUUUUUAUGUUAUUAAUCUUGUUUUCUGGUUAUAUUUACUAUGCAUGCAGGGAGCAAGGCAGCUACCACCGCCACGUCAUCGUCGUCACUGACAGAAUCACUGCUUUGUUUUCGAUGAUCCGAAGCUUCAUCAAGAACGUCUCUUCUGAGUUGAACAGAAAUAAAGCUGAAUAUCUGAAUGUUGCACAUAAGCUAGCACUCGUUGCUUUAUCCAAGUCUGCAACAGGGGAUGCAGAUAUUUGGAAAGUUUACUGGAUGACAAGCUUUGCGACAUUUGCAAUUUGCUGUUACUGUCUAAAGCUCUUUGUGGAAAGAAAGAGAGCUCAACUUACUCCAUCAUCCCAAUCCGUCACUCCACCCAAAACUGAAAAAGUUCUCACCACAACAAAUGCUUUAGAUUUUAUAGUUCUUGUGUCAUAUCUUCGACUUGCUUUUGUCUAUUUCAUGGAGCUUAAUUUGAAAAAUCAUCCUUCGGAAAAUAUUUGGAAAGAUCUUUCAUAUGCUACAAAAAUAUGUAUUGACGUAGCAGGUGUCCUGAUAAUACUCAUGAUUAUUAUUGAAAUAGCUAAUACGGAGCAACAGGUGGAGGACCAAUCUGUUGCAGAUCCACCCAAAGCAGUACUGUGGGCUGUGAAGAAUCAAUCAGUAGUAGUAGUAAUGAAGGAUGUGAAGAAUCCAUCAAAUGCUGAAGAUGCUGAUCUACUUAAGGUGCCAAUAUAUAUCGAUGAUUUGGAGAGUCAAUUAUCUGCAGAUGCAAAUAAACAGAAAGUGGCACUACAAAUUGAUGGUAAGAACGAAACCUGAGAGGACUAGCAAUCAAAAGUUAAUUUAUUUGUAAUAUAGAUUUUAUUGGAGGGAAUUCUGCUCAUCAUCUUGCCUUGACACCUGUCUCCUGUUGGACCACUUCUCUGCUAAUAAAGACGUUGCCUGUGUGCACUACUUGUCUGCAUUCUAAUUCUGUUAGUUAGAAUAUUCCACGUAGUCUAUUUUCCUCACCAUAUAUGUGAGUGCUCUGCCUUGUAUCAGACAUGAAUGAUUGUUUAGGAAUUCUAUCUAAAGUUGUUUUCUCCUUUGAAUCC